This is a messenger RNA of Trichoderma atroviride IMI 206040, 1254 nucleotides long. Lineage: Eukaryota; Fungi; Ascomycota; Sordariomycetes; Hypocreales; Hypocreaceae. The record is from RefSeq and is a predicted model, not a curated record.
AUGAUCCAAGUCUUCCAUAAAAUUGACUGCAUAAGACAUAUCUUAUACGAUCAGCUCUCACUCGAAGCCAUGGUCAAUAUUCCAGGCUCUUCUAAAAGUUGUAAAGAGUGCAAGGCACGGCGAGUCAAGGGACUAUCGGAUAGGAAGUUGUUGAAUAACGCAAUCCAAAGCCCGAAUAACAAGCUCUCGACCCAAUCCAAAAACUCUGCAGAGGGCUUUUAUACAAACGAUAGAUCUAACAAAAAUACAACUCGUCAUCCAAUAACCGCCUCUCUCGGCUGUUCUAUGGACCUAUAUCGCUCUGUUAUAGCGGACUUAUGGACUGCAACUAUCGGCAAUUGGUUAGCCAACGGCGAGGAUGGAGAAGGAUACCGUUUCCAUCUUGAUGGAGCUCUUGAGCUAAUAAAACAUUCUGGAUCAGAAGCUUUAGAGUCUUCCGUAGUGAGGGCAGCAUACGUGGAUCUUCAAACCACUGCUCUAGGCCAAUCUCUAAAGUUUCGGAAGGAAACGUUUCUUGUUUCCGGCCAUUGGCUCGCCCUUACUAGAAGAUUGUCCACUCAAGAUUAUCGACAAUCUUUGUUAGACAUCAUCGCUUAUAUACCUGGUCUCCUUGAGCAGGGUGAACAGAUGAAGCUCCUCGCAUCCUCGUUGAGCAAGAAUACUGAAUAUCAGGAUCUUCCGGAUUACUUGAGCUUCCCCAACGUCAAAAAGCGCCAGAUUCUGGAUUAUUUCCAAGACUGUGAUUCCCUCAUUCACAAGCUUCAUCUUUGGCUGAAGUCAGUGGAGAAUGCGGAAGGAGGCCGCCUCUGGUGGCAUUCAGUCACAACACUUGGAGACGAAUAUCUUCAACAACGGAACUUGACAAGUGGAAGACAUCAUCUGCCUAGGAUACAUUUCUCAAACAAUCGGAUACCAGGUAUAAUAGUAUACUAUUGGUCUGGAUUGCUUGAGCUUUCAGCUACAGUCCUCGACAUCCGUCAACUAUUUGUUCACAAUACGCUCUAUGCGGCCUUAUUAGACCUACUAGAUGCCGAUUCUCCUUGUUUAUCGAUGGACCUCGAUACUCCAAAUCAUUGCCGAAGCCAUCUGGAAGACGAUAUUGCCUGCUCAAAGGAUUAUGAAACGGCUUGCAUGGGGUCGAUUCAAGACUCUUUUUUCGCAUAUAAAGACAAUUUCCAAUUCCAAGGAACACAUAAUCGGUCACAAGAUCUCGCCUGGAAGAAUUUCUGGAACUGCUUCUGGAACGGCCAGUAA